AUGUCUGGGUCGAACUCUUUCAAAGUCCUCAUUCUCCCUUUUCCGGAGUUCGACACAUUGGACGUUUAUGCUCCAAUCGAAGUCCUGGGCAAGGGUGCCGCCAUCGGUGGUGUCACCAUAACUUUCGAUAUUGCCACAGCCUCCAAAAAAACACUCAGCGCCGAGAAAAUCCCCGUUGUUCAGGAUCUCAGUAUCUGUGAAGCACUGCAGCAGCUUGAACAAUAUGAAAUUGUCAUUCAGCCUGGUGGUGCUGUAUCUGCGAUACAAAAGUAUCUGGAAAAUCCCGCCCAAGUUGGCUUGGACCAAGAAUCCGUGGACGAACAUCUGCAGCUGCUCUUGAGAUUUUCUCAACUGGAAACGCUCUCCCCCCGGGGCUGUCGACGUGUUCUCAUGUCUAUAUGUACAGGGGCGUUGAUCGCGGGGCUCUCGGGGGCUUUCAGUAAUUUAACAGUCACUACACACUAUUCGGGUCUCCAGCAGCUGAAGGAGUAUUGCCAGAGAGGGGGUCAGGGGACUAUUGUUGAUCCAGAUAUAGGAGAAGGAGGGUAUGUCGGUUACGCGGCUGGGCAACUAAAUUCAAAGAGAUGGGUUCUGUCAGACCGUUCCGGGUGUGCUGUGAGAGUUAUUAGCUCUGGAGGAAUCAGUUGUGGGUUGGAUGCGUCGUUGUUUCUGGUGAGUGAGUUGGAGGUGUGGAAGGAUGGGCACCUGGAGAACAUCGGGUUGGAAAAAGCGCAUCAGUGUGCGCGAAUUAUGGAUUAUGCCUGGCGAUGGGCUUGA
Paracoccidioides brasiliensis Pb18 is the source of this 777-nucleotide messenger RNA. RefSeq lists its product as uncharacterized. The record is from RefSeq and is a predicted model, not a curated record. The coding region runs from base 1 to 777 and encodes 258 amino acids. The transcript has a single exon.